This is a messenger RNA of Lutzomyia longipalpis, 2770 nucleotides long. Its product is annotated as lamin-C-like. The transcript has 3 exons. The coding region runs from base 195 to 2072 and encodes 625 amino acids. Lineage: Eukaryota; Metazoa; Arthropoda; Insecta; Diptera; Psychodidae. The record is from RefSeq and is a predicted model, not a curated record.
GAAAAAACAAAAAGAGAAUCAGGUGAUUUACCCCUUGGCGGAAUCAGGCGGCCAUAUGCAAAAACGCCUCAUAACGCGUCGUGUUGAGUUGUCGUGCAGUGCUUAGAGUCGUUUGGAAAAAAGACAGAAAACUCUGGAAAUACCCCCAAUUUGUGGUGAAAAAUUGUGGAAAGUGUUACUUGUUAUUCCGUGUAAUGGCAUCGAAAACGAAAAAGAGUGGAACGGGGACGCCCUUAGCGGCCAGCACGCCCGUACCGGGUGGAAAGACAUCUCCAACACCGGGUCCGAAUGUGCGGCCCGCAAGUCCGCUCAGUCCCACUCGCACAAGCCGUCUGCAGGAGAAGGCUGAACUGCAGAACCUCAAUGAUCGCCUGGCCAUCUACAUUGAGCGCGCCCGGAGUCUGGAGCAGGAAAACUCCCGGCUGUCGCUCCAGAUGCAAACGUCGCAGGAGACGGUGACGCGUGAGGUGACCAACAUCAAGUCUAUGUACGAGCAUGAGCUCUCUGAUGCCCGGAAGCUCCUCGAUGAGACGGCUCGUGAAAAGGCAAAGCUGGAGAUCGACACGAAGCGCUUGUGGGAGGAGAAUGAGGAUCUCAAGGCGAGACUCGACAAGAAGACGAAGGAUUUGGCAUUAGCUGAGAAUAGUGCCCGUAUGUAUGAGUCGCGAUGCAGUGAGUUGACAGGCAAGUACAACACUGCGUGCAAUGAGCGUAAGAAGUAUCAGGAUGAAGCCAAAGAAUUGGCAAAGGAGAAUGAGAAGCUUCGACGGCAGCUGGAUGAUUUGCGGAAGCAUUUGGAGGAGGAGACAUUGGCGCGUGUUGAUUUGGAGAAUAGCGUUCAGAGUUUGCGCGAGGAGAUUUCCUUCAAGGAUGGUGUGCACCAGCAGGAGCUCACGGAGACACGUACGAGGCGUCAGGUGGAGAUAAGUGAACUCGAUGGGCGCCUAAAUGAGCAGUAUGAAGCGAAACUGAAGGAGUCCCUCCAGGAGUUGCGUGAUCAGUAUGAGGCACAAAUGAAGGCGAAUCGCGAUCAAAUUGACAUGAUGUACGAUGCAAAGAUCAAGAAUCUCCAGAGUGCCCUCAAUGCAAAUACAAAUUCAGCAUCGCAAGCCUUUGAGGAAUUGAGGCAGACUCGUAUUCAUAUUGAUUCACUCAAGGCGAAGAUUAAUGAGCUCGAUGGGCAGAAUGCAGCCCUCAAUGGGCGCAUCCAUGAUUUGGAGAAGCUCCUCGAUACGGAGAGGCUGCGUCAUGGGGAUCUCGUGAGGAGCCUCGAGGCGGAAUUACGUCGACUGCAGGAGGAGAUGAAUCAGCAACUCCAGGAGUAUCAGGACCUUAUGGAUAUCAAGGUAUCCCUGGACAUGGAGAUUGCUGCUUACGACAAACUCCUCUCGGGCGAGGAAUCUCGCCUUAACAUCACACCAACAUCCGGUGGAGCUACAGUGAGUUCAUUGUCAUCAUUUUUUCGCUCAGGAAGCCGUCAGGGCAUCACAAGGCGCACCCCAUCGCGUCAGGGACCCCAACCGGGGGCAAAGCGAAAGCGCACGUACCUCGAGGAGUCAGAGGAGCGCAAUUGGAAUGAUUUCUCCGUGACGGCAUCCGCAAAGGGGGACAUUGAGAUUGUUGAGGCAGACCCAGAUGGGAAGUUUGUGAAGUUGCGCAAUAAGGGGAAUAGGGAGAUUCAGAUUGGGGGGUGGCAGCUGACACGCACUGUGGGCAGCAAUGAGACUGUCUUUAAAUUCCAUCGUACGGUUAAGGCGGAUGCUGAUGCCGUGAUAACGGUGUGGUCAGCUGAUGCGGGUGUUACGCAUGAGCCACCAACAAAUAUUGUCAUGAAUGGGAAGAAAUGGUUUGUGGGGGAUAACAUGAAGACGAUCCUCGUGAAUACGGAUGGGGAGGAAGUGGCUGCAUCUGAGCGCAUUCGUACGCACUUGUCCAGCUUGGCGUCCAGACAUCGUGAAUCCGGCUACGGUGGGGAUGAUUUCUACCAUCAUCAGAGUCUCCGAUCAUCAUCGCGAGCAUCCCCAUUUGGUAGUGCUGAUCAACAGGGGACAGAGAAGUGUCGUGUUAUGUGAGUCACACCAUCACAAAUCCCUCCACAAUCAGAGAGCUUCCCUGAUGAGGGGGUUUAAUGCUUCAAAAAAAAAAGGAACUUUUCUGCUGCAAUGCUGAGGUAAGGAAGAAUUGAUUGAUCGAAAGAAGAAGAACUGGAAGGAAAAUAAGGGAUGAUGAAAUUGCAUUUGUCUCUUCUUUAGCAUUUUCAAUUCUCAAUGGAAUCAUUUUUUUUUAAAUACAAAACACGUUAUUUUUUUUUCUUUAGUUCUUAACUUUUUAUUGAAGGAAAAGAACAAUAUAAUUACAAUUUAAACAGAAGAAAAGAAAAAUUAAUUUAGGGCUAGCAGAGAAGAAAAAUCCCUGGACUAACGAGUAAAUCGUGAAGUAUAUAAGAAUUAAUUAUUAUUAACAUUAAAUGAAGAAAGCAAAAUGAAAGGAAGAUACUUGAAGAUGGGAAUGAAAGCUUCUUUGCUUUUUUUUCUUUGUUGUACUCCCCUCCCCCCCUGUCCGGAAGAACAAACAAAUAAUUUUUCUAAUUUGUUUGAAAGCAAAAAAAUAAAAAUUAUUGUGUUUGAGACUAACAUUUCUUUUGUUUUCUUACAAUCAGAUUCUAAAUCUGAAAUUAUUUUUGUGUCCAAAGUAAAUUUUUUUUUUAGAAAAAUCGUGCAAGAAUUUUGAAAAAAUAAAAACUCAUCUUCAACCUUUAAAAAAAAAGAAA